GUGUGUGUCCUGUACUUCGCCAAAAGCUCUGAACUGACGGGGGUGAGGGAGGAGCGGCUUGUCGUCCCAACACCCACCAGCACCUGUGCUCUGUGGACCCUCUUGCUGCAGCGACACCCCAGGCUGUGUGUCCUGCAGGAUCAGGUGGUGUUGGCGGUGCGACAGCAGUACGUUGCUAUUGACGACCAGUCGGUGACGGUAGCAGACGGAGACGAGGUGGCUGUGAUUCCUCCUCUGAGUGGAGGAUAAGAUGUCUUCCCCAGAGGGGUCAAGCUCAAUGAAGCUGACCCAUGACCAGCUGUCGCUGCAAGAAGUAUAUGAAAGUGUUGUCAGUCCUGCUUGCGGUGCAGUUUCGCUGUUUGUAGGUACCACUCGUGAGGAGCAGCUGGGUGGGAGCACGGUAGUUGGUUUGGAAUAUGAGGCGUACGAAGCCAUGGUCCAAUCGGAGUUUGCCAAAUUGUGUGAGGACAUCAGAAGGCGCUGGCCAAGUGUCCGGCACCUGUGUGCACACCACCGACUUGGGUGGGUGGGAGUGGGUGAGGCGAGUGUUGUGGUGGCCAUCUCAUCUCCUCAUCGUCAUGACAGCCAUAGUGCCAUUCAACACUUUCUCAGCGAGCUGAAGGCCAAAAUCCCCAUCUGGAAGAAGGAAGUGUACGACUCUGACGAGCAGCAGUGGAAGCAAAACGUGGAGUGUAGCUGGUCUGUCAACCAUCAUUGAGCGCACCUCAGGAUCUCAAAUUAAAGCACGUUUUUUUAAAGACUUAAAUGUCAUCCUGGUCAGUGUUAUAGUUACUUGCUAGCUACUGCAGCUUGUAGCAACCCCUCAUUUGUUCUGGAGGGGAGACAUGGUGCAGGUUGGGUCAUCAAAUACUGACUCAACAAAUCAUCAUUGGAUUGGAAGAAGCCAUGCAAAGAGCCAAUCGUUUCAAUCCAACUUGUUGGUGAAAGGCCUGGGCAUUGUGUUAAGCCAGUGGAUGGCACUGAUCCGCAGUGUGCUUUGGUGACAUUUCCAGCCUGUCACAGCCUAACCAAGUAAACAGAAGAGUCUGGUCUCCUGCAAUCAUUUGCUGUCUGCACCAGCUAUGUUCCCUCAUCUAUAGAAAAGAAAACUGUCUGUUGGAGAGUUGCUCUGCAGUGCUGAAAAUGUCACAGGUAUCUGAGUCUCAUGUAGUGUCUCUUCUUCUUCUCUUCCAAACGUCAUCAGUCAGUGGGCCAACAGUUCAUUUGUUUUGUGGUUAUUUUAGCAUUGUAAACCAGAAUACCCCCAAUGACAAAGCAUCGUUCAGAAACAAAUUCCUGGAUCCCAAUACCAUAUCUGUUGAUGAAUGCCUUCAAAAAUUGAUGGAUCCAGAUGGUGAUCCGAAUCACUCCCAAAAUGUAAUCAUUUGUUCCUUGUCCCGUUUCACACAUUUCCUGAAAACUUUCACUGAAAUUCCUCCAUAACUUUUCAAGUUAUUUUGACCAAGCACUCAUGGUCAUGGAAAACACAUUUUCUUUGGCGGAGGGAGCAAUCUUAUCUCUGAGCAAAGGUUCAACGUUGGUUCGAGUGUACUCUCUUGUGUGACGACAUUUUCCUCUUUUUAAGAUCUAGAAAAGGGCUGUUCGGAGAAAUUUCAGAACGAAUCUUGAUUUUUUUUUUUUUCAUGGACAAAUAAUGGCAGACUAGGGAAGGAUACAAGGGUCAAUGAUCAGUCAAAUUCUCACACACACUCAGCCGCACUCCCUCAUUCAGCAUUCCUGCAUCUGUAAAUAACUUCUUUAUUACAAACAAUGAAUAUUAUUAAUACUGUAUUAUAAAUGCACAAUUCCCAUUAAUUGUUCACCCCACAAAAGCCCAAAUAUUUUGCAACUUCACCUUAGGAGGAUGCGGAACUCCAUUCACUCUAGUGAAGUGUCGAUAAUCCACCAGCAGGCGGCAGUGUCGCUCGAGCUGAGCCUGUGUUUGUGUUGCUGGCGGAAACGACGAAUAAAGAGAGUUACAUGCCGGGUUAUUGUUUUUACGACUAAACGACUAAAAAUACCUUAGGAUGCACAUAAUUAUCUGCUGUGGAGUCUAUUUUGAUUUUUGUGCGAUAUAAAAUAAAAACAAUGCCCCGUACAUGUCAGCCAAUCACGACGCGUCUUUCAGCUAACGCGGAAGUGGUAGGACCGAUUUGGCAGGGUUUAAAACUCCUUCAUAUAUGCACAU
This is a messenger RNA of Synchiropus splendidus (mandarinfish), 2188 nucleotides long. RefSeq names its product molybdopterin synthase catalytic subunit. Gene Ontology annotation, cellular component: cytosol. Gene Ontology annotation, biological process: Mo-molybdopterin cofactor biosynthetic process. The transcript is spliced from 5 exons. The coding region runs from base 251 to 718 and encodes 155 amino acids. The record is from RefSeq and is a predicted model, not a curated record. Lineage: Eukaryota; Metazoa; Chordata; Actinopteri; Syngnathiformes; Callionymidae.